Messenger RNA from Anoplopoma fimbria (sablefish), 4079 nucleotides. Its product is annotated as rho GTPase-activating protein 27-like. Gene Ontology annotation, cellular component: cytoplasm. Gene Ontology annotation, molecular function: protein binding. NCBI's taxonomy places the organism in Eukaryota, Metazoa, Chordata, Actinopteri, Perciformes, Anoplopomatidae. The record is from RefSeq and is a predicted model, not a curated record. Gene Ontology annotation, biological process: regulation of GTPase activity; signal transduction.
AGACAACAAAGAGCAGUGAAUACUAAUGAGUUAAGCCUGUUAAGGCAAACUGAGAUUGCUCAGGUGACGUCGCACUCAGGCUGUGCCAAGCUCCAAGAUGUUCACACUGUGUCCACGUUAGCACCGGAGCAUGGAGCUGGUGUCCGUGCUGCAUGAAUAUGAGUACGCGGCAAAGGAUGGUUGCCUCGUGUCCAUAAAGCCCGAUGAAAGCUACAUCCUGGUCUCCAGAACCAACGAGCACUGGUGGCACGUCCGCAAAGACCAGCAAUCCAAACCCUUCUACGUCCCUGCACAGUAUGUGAAGGCGCUCCCGUCACUUACUGAGGACUCUCCUGGUCCUGAUAAGCUGGAUUCACCUGAGUGUGUGACUAACAGCAAACCAGAGAACAUGGCUGAUAUAAAACGACGAGAAGCGAAAACAGAAAUUGGUGUAUCUACUCUGGAUGCUUCAAAAGAGAGUUACCGGUUCUCCACUUUUGGUUUCUGUGAGAACAUAACAGAUGUGAAGCCCUGUGAGACUUUAAAGGAGGAACAAACUACCAGCAGCUUCUCACACAAUCAGGAUACUAUACAGACACAGGAUACUAUACAGACACAGAAUUCAACAGACGGCUUUUCAUUUACGUCCGGACAUCUGAAUGUUGAAGGCCUCUAUGCAAAAUCUCAUCCAGCACCAAAGGUCAAAAACGGACAGAGAGAGUCUGAAAACUCACGGCAGGAUGGGAAAGUAGGACAGCAUCAAACUUUUAUACAGGAUGAGGAUAUGGACUUUCCUUUAGCCCCUAAUUAUCCCAUAUAUGAAACCAUUCCAGAGCUGAACAUCCCAGAAUUUCUGGAGCUGCCUGGACCUGUUGCUUCAAAUGACACGUUAAUGAUUAUGGAGCAGAAUUCAAAUCAAAAUGCAGAAGCAACUUCUUCAACAGAUGAAGAUCCCCCUGAGCAGGUGGAGAAUGAAAGUCUCAGGUCAGCCGUGUACGUCAAUGUAGCACACCUUCGCAAAAGCAUCUCCGAGUCUCCCCCCUCGGCUCCCUCGUCCUACUCUCCCUACCUCGACCCAGAGGGAUGGGAGGUGCAUGUUGACCAAGACAGUGGACAGGAGUACUUCUACCACCCUGCCACGGGGCGCACCACCUGGGACAACCCCUUUCUAGACUCCCCCACGGACCCUGAGCCGCCUUGUUCCCCCUCGCCCCCUCAGUCUCCACCCCUCUCUCCAUCCACCGCCUCCCCGCCGGCGUGGACCUCCGACUGGGAGCAGUGUGUGGAUGAGACCAGCGGUCGCCCCUACUUCUACAACCCGAUGUCCGGGGAGACGUCCUGGGAGCCUCCGGAGCAGCUGAGCCCGUACCCCCCUCUGAUGGAGCCUAUGAACGUGCACAGGUUUCACAAGGACGGGCCGCCUCCUCUACCGGAGGAGGACUACCCAUCAGAGGAAUACCCACCCGCCGAUCAACCAGAGGGAUACCUCCUUGCCGCGGGGCCUCCCACCCUCCCUAUAGAGUACCACCUCGGCCAUGUGAACCAGACCAUCCUCCCCCGGGCCAGCCUGGACCGCAGCACCCCGACGGGCUGGAACCUCAGCGUGGAUUCCAACGGGACCUGGGUGUUCACCAACGAGCACUCUCCAGAGCAGUGGAUCAAGUCUGUGGAUGAUCGGGGGCAGACCUACUACUACCUGAGAGACGGAUCCAGGUCUCAGUGGACCCUUCCUCAGGUCCCUUCAUCUCCGGGUCAGUUCAGGAUGGAGAACGGCAUCGAGGCGGACAAUCAGUCAGUCAUCAAAAACUGGAGGCACACCAUGGCACCGGGACAGCUCAGCUCGGCCCAGGAUGAAGGGAGGUUCGUACCAACUCACCGGAGGAACACGUCGGACUACAGCAGCGACAGCUCCAGCACAGGAAACUCUCCAGAGACGCAGCAUAAUGUGCAGAACUUAGAGAAAGCCGGGAUCCUCAACAAAACAAAAGUGUGUGAGAACGGCAAAAAAGUACGGAAAAACUGGGCCCAGACGUGGACGGUUCUCCACGGAGGAGUGCUGACGUUCCACAAAGACCCAAAGUCUGCAGCAAUGGGUCAGCACAAGACCAAUCAGAUUGUUCCGGAGGUCACGGUGGACCUGCGGGGAGCGACGAUUGGCUGGGCUUCAAAGGACAAGUCAAGCAAGAAGAAUGUUUUAGAGUUAAAAGGCAAGAACGGCGUGGAGUUUUUGGUACAGUACGAUACAGAAAGCAUCAUCACAGACUGGCACAAAGUCUUAAUGGACACCAUACGACAGCUGGAGUACCUGGACCAUCAUUCAGAGGAUGAGGACGGGGAUAUAUAUGAGAAGAUUGCCAUCACAGAGCGAGAUGACAAGGUGGCAGGUGGCAUAGACAAGCGAAGACCCUCCAAGCCGACUGUCACACCCUCAUCCAGCUCUGCGGGAGACUCGGACCAGAAGCGGGUUCGGACCAAGCUGAUGAAGUUCCUCAUGAAGCGGCCGACGCUGCAGUCCGUGAAGGAGAAGGGCUACAUCCGAGACAACGUGUUUGGUUGCCAUCUGGCCACACUGUGUGCACAAGAGAAGACCACAGUUCCUAGUUUUGUGGAGAAAUGUAUCAAAGCAGUGGAAAAGAGAGGUUUGGACAUUGAUGGACUCUACAGAGUGAGCGGAAACCUCGCCGUCAUCCAGAAACUACGCUUCAAAGCUGAUCACGAGGAGCUGGACCUCGAGGAUGGCCAGUGGGAGGACGUUCACGUCAUCACCGGAGCACUGAAGCUGUUUUUCCGAGAACUUCCCGAGCCGCUUUUCCCGUUCAGCCACUUUAAUAAGCUCAUCACAGCCAUCAGAAUUCCUGAUUACAAAACAAAAGUGGCUUGCAUGUGCGAGCUGGUCAGUUCACUUCCUCCCUCAAAUCAUGAUACCAUGAAACUCCUUUUUGGGCAUUUACGCAGGCUCAUUCAAUAUGGAGAGGACAAUCGCAUGACCGUGCAGAAUGUGGCGAUCGUAUUCGGCCCGACUCUGCUUCGGCCAGAGAUGGAGGCAUCCAACAUCGCCAUGCACAUGGUCUUUCAGAACCAGAUAGUAGAGCUCACCCUGAACGAAUACGAGCGGCUUUUCUUCUCCAGCUAAAGCAGUCACAAGCCUCCAGAGCAGAACCUGGGCAAACUUCUCCAUGUGCUCAAGUUAUUUUGAAGUGCUAGAUUUACCCUCCUCGCAUUCACAAAAACAGCUUCAGUGCAACAUCCGAAACAAAACUCCUCUUCAAGUUUUCUUUGCUCAGUAUAUUUGAGGUUUAAACCACGUUAAAAUGAGAUUAAAGGGAACUUCAAAUGGUCUUUCCUGAGAAUAUUUGAAGCAUGUUUAGCCACUGUUUUGUCCAGAUUUACUCCAUAGGAGGCUGUUAGAUUUAUCUUUGGCAGUAUUGUAUGAUUGAGUCAGAGCUAUCAAGCUUGUUGCUUGGGUGGAAAAAAGGAGUGUGUCAGAUUGCUCGAGCUGUCUUAAUCUCACUAGUCACUUUCUGGAGAUUUAAAUUGUUUAUUUUGUAUUUUUUUGUCUUGUUUGAAUCGCAGUGAUAAUAGAACUCAAGUCAAGCCUGGACGGAUGCAUUGAUGCUCUCCUAAAGAAACGAUCAAUGAUUGCUACCAUCUUUAUUUUAGAAAUUUUAACGACAUUUAAAUAUUGUUUCGAAUUUUAAAUUACAGUAUAUCACGUACGGCAAUAACUGAUGUUGUAUUCUAAUAUUGUGUCAUUUUUACCCAUGAAUUUUAUUGUAAUAUAGAAAUGUAUAAAAAAGAAAUAUUAAAACCAACAUCUCGCUGUGAAAUAGAUGAUGACAUAGAAUACUUGUGCAACCUUUAGAUUAUUUUCCACUGAAUAAAAAUGCCAUUUUUCUCAAUCAUGCUGUACUUGAAGAAACUGUUUAAUAACCCCAAUAGAAAUAUCAACUAAUUAUACAUUGUUUUGACAGUCAAAUCAGUCUGACCAUGAAACAGUACAGUGGAUUUUAGGAGAGAUGUAUGACCUGUAAAUAGAAAUAGACGGCAUAUUCAUGCUGAAAGUUGUUGAAAAAGCACAAGUUAUUCCACAAUAAAAAAUA